Molecule: messenger RNA, 1721 nt
Organism: Branchiostoma belcheri (Belcher's lancelet)
Lineage: Eukaryota; Metazoa; Chordata; Leptocardii; Amphioxiformes; Branchiostomatidae
Product: serine--pyruvate aminotransferase-like
Exons: 12
Coding region: 49-1365 (438 amino acids)
Cellular component (GO): peroxisome
Molecular function (GO): L-alanine:glyoxylate transaminase activity; L-serine:pyruvate transaminase activity
Source: RefSeq, a predicted model, not a curated record
GCCUCCCUGCACAAAAAAGAAAACCACUUGUUUCAUUCCAAACCAACCAUGCUUUUUCUUACACGCUGGCGCAGAGUUUUUACCCCAACAACUUCUUUUGUCCUCCGACUGUAUCACAUGUCCUCCCCCAUGAGCUCAGUAGGUCAGUCCGCCCCCAAGAUGGCCGACAAGGAGAGUUCGGUGGAAAGUUUCCCUCCGCCCCAGGAGCUUCUGACUCCGCUGAGGGUCCCGCAGAAAACCCUGCUAGGCCCCGGCCCGUCCAAUGCGUCUCCGAGGGUCCUUGCUGCGAGUGCCUUGCCGCUGUUGGGGCAUCUUCACCCCGAGUUUUUGCAGAUAAUGGAUGAAGUGAAGGCUGGGAUCCAGUACGCGUUCCAGACGAGAAAUGAGCUGACUCUGGCUGUGAGCGGGACGGGCCAUGCCGCGAUGGAGGCAGCGGUGGUGAACAUGGUGGAGCCUGGAGACGUGGUGUUGGUAGCUGUACAUGGGCUGUGGGGGGAGAGGUGUGCUGACAUGUGCUCCAGGAACGGUGCUGAGGUCAGAACAAUCACCAAGCCCAUUGGUCAGAACUUCACACUGGAAGACAUCCAAAAGGGUAUUGAGUACCAUAAACCGUGCAUGUUCUUUAUCUGUCAUGGUGAAUCUUCUGCUGGUGUUCUACAACCACUGGACGGGAUUGGGGACAUCUGCCACGGAAAUGACUGUCUGUUGCUGGUGGAUUCAGUAGCAUCUCUUGGAGGGACUCCUUUGUACAUGGAUCAACAAGGAAUCGACAUCCUGUACAGUGGAGCACAGAAGGUGCUAGGUGCCCCGCCCGGAGCCUCACCUAUCUCAUUCAGUCCCAGGGCAAGGGGCAAGCUGGCUCGCCGCAAGCAAAAAGUUCCCUCCUUCUAUUUUGACAUGAACCUGUUGUCUGACUACUGGGGGGUCGGCCUGCAAAAGGGACAGCCCAGGAAGUACCACCACACUGGCCCCAUCAGUAGUGUCUAUGCAUUGAGGGAGGGUCUGGCAAAACUUGCAGAAGAAGGUCUGGAAAACUGUAUCAGUCGUCACCAGCAGAACGCCCUCCUCCUGCAUCAGGGUCUACAGGACAUGGGACUGGAACUCUGGGUGAAGGACAAGUCUGCCAGACUGCCCACAGUAACAGUGGUGAGGGUACCAGAAGGGGUGAACUGGAAAGAUGUGGCUUCCUACAUCAUGAACAAGUACUCCAUUGAAAUCUCGGGAGGGCUUGGAGCUUCAGCUGGGAAGGCGUGGCGUAUCGGCCUGAUGGGACACAACUGUACCAGAGAUAACGUGGAGUUGGUCCUGCGCGCCCUGAAGGACGCCCUGCAACACUUCGGGGUGAGAGUCCAGGCCAGGCUCUGAGCACAGCUAACACAGGGGACAGGGUGGACUCACCGGUGCCAGUUUUUCCAUCAAUAACAUUAUGGAACUUUGUGGGAUGGCAAUUUUUUAAAACCUGGUUCAAGGUUCACUGGGUCAAGGGUCCCUCAGUUCCAAUGACUGCUCUCCAUCUCUUCCUAUCCUCCAUAGACCUUGACAGACAAAAGUAAAAAAUCUGGGGUAAAAAUAUGAAAUUUUUUAAACAUCCAAAGGACCAUUGACAACCACUCUCAACACCAUGAUUUGCCUCUCAAAUUGCAGUUUUUGAAGGCCUGAAAAUGCUGAAUUUCCCGGGGGAGCAUGCCUCCCCAAAUCCAAUGAUGAACCUGGGCUGAUGG